Molecule: messenger RNA, 2154 nt
Organism: Penicillium malachiteum
Lineage: Eukaryota; Fungi; Ascomycota; Eurotiomycetes; Eurotiales; Aspergillaceae
Product: glutamine-dependent NAD(+) synthetase
Exons: 11
Coding region: 1-2154 (717 amino acids)
Biological process (GO): NAD+ biosynthetic process
Cellular component (GO): cytoplasm
Molecular function (GO): NAD+ synthase (glutamine-hydrolyzing) activity; ATP binding; glutaminase activity
Source: RefSeq, a predicted model, not a curated record
AUGGGUCACCUGAUUACUCUAGCAACAUGCUCUCUUAACCAAUGGGCCCUAGACUUUGAGGGCAAUGCAGAUCGCAUUAUUGAGAGUGUUCGACAAGCUAAAGCUGCAGGCGCUACUCUACGUGUUGGUCCGGAGCUUGAAAUUACAGGUUAUGGUGUGCUGGAUGGAUUCCUCGAAGGAGAUACAUUUUUGCACUCAUGGGAGAUGCUAGCCCGUAUCAUCGAUCAUCCAGAUUGUCAAAAUAUUGUGGUUGAUGUAGGCAUGCCAGUUCGACACCGCAAUGUGCGCUAUAACUGCCGUGUCAUUUUCUACAAUCGAAAGAUCAUCCUGAUCCGUCCUAAAAUGUGGCUCGCCAAUGACGGGAACUACAGAGAACACAGACAUUUCAUUCCAUGGCAACGUCCCCAGGAAGUGGAAGACUAUUAUCUGGAGCAGAUUGUUGGUAAAAUCACAGGUCAAUACAAGGUGCCAUUUGGUGACGCAGUCAUCAGCACAAGAGAUACAUGUCUUGGACUGGAAACUUGCGAGGAGUUGUUCACUCCUAAUGGACCUCAUAUCCCAUAUGGUCUUGCUGGCGUGGAGAUCAUUUCCAAUUCUUCUGGCAGCCAUCAUGAAUUGAAGAAACUCGAUACCCGUGUCAAUCUCAUAACACAGGCAACAAAAUUGAGUGGCGGCAUCUAUCUUUACGCCAACCAGCAAGGCUGUGAUGGCGAUCGUCUGUACUAUGACGGAUGUGCCAUGAUCGUAGUCAACGGUGAGGUCGUGGCACAAGGAUCUCAAUUCUCAUUGAACGAUGUGGAAGUCGUCACCGCAACUGUCGACAUCGAAGAGGUCCGAACUUAUCGUUCAAGCGUUAGCAGAGGAAUGCAGGCAAGCAAGCAAUCACCAUUUGUUCGGCUAGAUGUGGACGUCCGACUUUCUCGUCGUGGCGAAGAAGCAGACCCUGGCCUCGCAAUCUCCAUGCCAUUCAAACCUCAUUUCCACGCACCGGAAGAAGAGAUUGCUCUUGGGCCAGCCUGUUGGCUGUGGGACUAUCUACGAAGAUGCGGUGCCGCAGGAUUCUUCAUCCCUCUCAGCGGUGGAAUCGACAGUUGCGCAACCUCAGUAAUUGUUCAUUCCAUGUGUCGUGAAGUUCUAAAAGCAGUCCGGGAAGGUAACGAACAAGUUAUAAAAGAUGUUCGUCGACUCUGUGCUAAGCCUGAAGACUCGGAUUGGCUUCCAAGCUCUAGUCAAGAGAUUUGCAAGUGUAUUUUCCACACCAGCUACAUGGGCACGCAAAACUCAGGACACGAAACAAGGGAUCGUGCAAAGCGACUUGCUUCAGAUAUCGGGUCUUACCAUGUUGACUUUAACUUCGAUACAGUGGUUACAGCCUUGAUGGCUCUUUUCACAACAGUUACCAAUUUCCAACCACGCUUCAAGGUACACGGGGGUAGUCCAGCCGAGAAUGCAGCAUUGCAGAAUGUCCAGGCUCGAUUGAGGAUGGUUCUUUCUUACCUGUUUGCUUCGCUUCUACCGACAGUUCGCCAACGACCUGGUGGUGGUGGUCUCUUGGUUCUUGCAUCGUCUAAUGUGGAUGAGUGCUUGCGUGGUUACUUAACCAAGUACGAUGCCAGUUCAGCAGAUCUCAAUCCUAUCGGCUCUAUCAGCAAGGUGGAUCUGAAGAAGUUUAUUGGUUGGGCGGGUGUUAACUUUGAUCUUCCUAUCCUUGAGGAGUUCUUGCAUGCGACGCCGACGGCGGAAUUGGAGCCUCGCACUGCAACAUAUGUGCAAUCUGAUGAGGCGGAUAUGGGUGUUACUUACGCUGAACUGGGCACAUUCGGUUAUUUACGAAAGGCGGCCAAGCUAGGACCAUGGUCCAUGUAUGAGAAGCUAUUGCAUCUUUGGGGUAACGACUACAGUCCACGUGAGAUCUAUGAGAAGACGCGUCAUUUCUUCUAUCAUUAUUCUAUCAAUCGACACAAGAUGACUGUCUUGACGCCGAGUUACCACGCCGAGCAAUACUCUCCUGACGAUAACCGUCAUGAUCUUCGCCAGUUCCUAUAUCCUUCUUUUACAUGGGCAUAUAAGAAGAUGGAGGACAGUGUCAAAUUCUGGGAAUCAAGGGGAUGGACUUCUGGCAAGACACAGAAGAAGAGUGUCAAAGCAGAUUAA